AUGGCUGGCACCGUGGUUGUCAAGGCCCUUGUGGCAUCUUUGCUUCUAUUCUCAGGUGCUUCAGCGUCUCCUUUCGCUAAAAGGCAGACCACUCUCACUCUCGACGGCAUUCAGAAACAAGCCCUCGCCAACGCGUACAAGGUACUGGAUGGAACACUAUCGGAUGGUCUGAACAGGUCUUCGAUAUGUAACAAGGAUACUGUUGCUGUGCGCAAGGAAUUUGGUGAUCUUACCAAAGAGGAGCGGAAAGCAUACACCACAGCCGUCAACUGUAUCCUUAAAGCUCCAUCCAAGCUUCCUGCUGGACAAUACCCGGGCGCGAAGUCUCGCUAUGAUGAUUUCGUAGUCGUGCAUAUGAACAUGACACCAACCGUUCAUGCCACUGCAAACUUCAUGCACUGGCAUCGCUAUUACAUAUGGGCAUACGAAACAGCGCUCCGCACGGAAUGCGGCUACAAAGGCUACCAACCCUACUGGAAUUGGGCAAAGUAUAAAGACUUAGUCAACAGCCCCAUAUUCAAUGGCGACGAAUGGAGUAUGGGUGGUAACGGCGAUUCAAUCGGCCCACAUGCAGGCAUGAGUCUUGGACCAGGAGCAACGCUUCCCGGCGGACCAGGCGGCGGUUGCGUAUCCAAAGGUCCCUUUGCCAACUUGACAAUCCAUUUAGGUCCCCUCUCACCUACAAUGGAUCCUAAACUCAACAUCAAGCCCAACCCACGCGCUGAUGGCUUCGGUGAUAAUCCCCGCUGUCACCGUCGUGACGUGAGUAACUUCUUUACCGAGAAAUACCUGCGGCCUCAGGACCUCUUAUCUCACCUCACCACCAACAAAGCCAUCGGUACCUUCCAAGACUCUCUCCAGUCCAGCAAUACAAACAUGCUUGCAGCACUACAUAUCGGCGGUCACUUUUCUAUUUGGGGUGACCCCGGCGGUGAUGUAUUUGUGAGCCCCGCUGAGCCAGCCUUCUGGUUACACCAUGGUCAGCUGGAUAGACAUUGGUGGAUGUGGACCAUGUACCAAGAAAAGGAAGUCAAGUCCCGGACAAGUAUGUACGAAGGCGGUACCCAUUGGCAGAUACCCAAUAGUCCUAGAGGCAAACCGACAGAUGUGCAGGAACUAGACGUUGUUGCGCCGCCGGGCAUGAACCACAUUGCGAGCAACCAAUUCUUCUCUACCACCGCAGGGCCGCUGUGUUAUGUUUACGCUUAG
Messenger RNA from Alternaria atra, 1209 nucleotides. RefSeq lists its product as uncharacterized. Lineage: Eukaryota; Fungi; Ascomycota; Dothideomycetes; Pleosporales; Pleosporaceae. The record is from RefSeq and is a predicted model, not a curated record. The transcript is spliced from 3 exons. The coding region runs from base 1 to 1209 and encodes 402 amino acids. Gene Ontology annotation, molecular function: oxidoreductase activity.